CCAACACGAUUGCCAGUAGGUUUGUCGUUAGACGACUCGGUUGAAGAUGACCUAUACGAGCAGGAGGAGGUGAAACUGGACUCUAGAUGGUUAAGCAAAAAUGUGUUCAUGAGGACAAAGCAACGUAUAGCCUUAUUCAAGGGAGACAUAAAAACUGCAGAUAAAAUUUGGCCUUGCGAUAAAAGAAUAACAGUAAAAAAAGUACCUAUCAGCCUUUUUAUCCACUCCAUUUAUUUCAUCAACAACUGCCUAAAACACGUAGUUAUUUAUCUAGGUCAGUGGAACAUAAUGCACGAAGAUAUCCUUUUUACUCUACAGUAUUCUUACUUGAAAUAUCUCGUCUUAUUGAAUUCGAUGGGGAGCAGAUGGAAUAAAUCGAAUGAUGGGGAAGGUGGACAAAAAUACAUUCGCAUGAAACAACAGCUGUUCUCCAUGAUGGAGAAAAUAAUCCCCCCUUGCUUCACCAACUUAGGAGAAAUAAAUGAUGAAGAAGAAAGCAAACCUCCCUGUAGAUGGCAAAAACCAGCAUACAAUACGAAGAAGGAACUAUCGGAGUAUUCCAAAUAUCUGAAUUUUCAAAACAAAGAAGAAAGAACGAAAAAAACGGACAAUGAAAAUCCAUACUGUUUGGAUAAAAGUAGAUCCUAUCGUAGUACUUGUAAAAAUACCACCUGCUUUAUUUUUAAUACCAUUUUUUAUAGUAUGAUUCACUAUAUCAAAUACGAUUCAAAAAAAGUGAUUAAACAAAUAGACGACUCGUGGUUUUAUUCUAAAACGAAGUUUCUAAAAAUCAUGAUUUAUACUCUCACCUGCUAUAUAAAUAGUUUAUGUUUAAAAAAAUGGGAUUUUUUUGAAUUCAUUGCGGAAUAUCAUCUCCCUCAUCUUCACAUUUUACCCAAUUGGAAAAAAAUUAGCUUUGGUGUCCAAGUACGAAAUGUGAAACCAUGCCUUAUGUACUUGGCUGAAAUUAUAGAGUACUUUUUUAACUAUAUAUUUUAUUGUCUACCAAUGAUGCGUGUUCUAGACAUGAAUCAAGAUGAGUUAGCAAGUAUGACAAGAAUCCUAUCCAUGUUUUUAAUUCCUUUACAUUUUUACAUUUACCUUGAUAAUCUUUUUAUCUUUUUUGGGAAUUCAAGCAAGCAUGUGAAGAAACCACCCAUGAACAUAUCCUCCCUCGUAGAUAUGGAUAACUACAUAGCUGAGAAAAAUUGCGAUUCCAGGAGGAACAUCAACGAUGGAGAUGCUCUCCAAAGAGUGGAUCCAAAAAAAAGGAAUAAGUUAAUUUUUUAUUAUGAAGUAAUGUUCAAAUGCUAUCUUGAAAAAAUGCUCAUCACGGAUUCAAGGACUGUGUCUAUUGACAAUUUAGUGAUUAGGCUUGACAUCAUGUCACGUGUACUAAUUGUGUUUGCCUUGAAUAACCUUCCUUGCUACAAGGUCAUUGCUGACUUGAAUAAAAUAUGGACUCGCCUCAACUCCCAGAUCGACCAAGUCAGUGUCAAGCACCACCAUAUGAUCCUUAGCUCUUGCCAAAAUUUGAUUGAUCACCGGGAGCUCCUGAAGAAAUACAGAAUGACCAAAUUUAGGAGGUGCUCCACGCUGCACUCCUACAUUACGCAGCUCUAUUAG
This is a messenger RNA of Plasmodium cynomolgi strain B, 1626 nucleotides long. RefSeq lists its product as hypothetical. The transcript has a single exon. The annotation marks the transcript as partial. NCBI's taxonomy places the organism in Eukaryota, Apicomplexa, Aconoidasida, Haemosporida, Plasmodiidae. The record is from RefSeq and is a predicted model, not a curated record.